Molecule: messenger RNA, 3288 nt
Organism: Nerophis lumbriciformis (worm pipefish)
Lineage: Eukaryota; Metazoa; Chordata; Actinopteri; Syngnathiformes; Syngnathidae
Source: RefSeq, a predicted model, not a curated record
AUGGCAGGGGAGGAGGAGGAUGAGAUACCAGAAUCCGGAGCAGUUUUCACGUUUGGGAAGAGUAAAUUUGCUGACAACUUGCCCUGUAAAUUUUGGCUUAAAAAUGAUAUUCCUCGAAAAAUAGCCUGUGGGGAUGAACACACCGCCUUGAUAACAGAAAAUGGCAAACUUUUCAUGUUUGGCAGCAACAAUUGGGGCCAGCUUGGUCUGGGGUCUAAAGUGACAGUGAACAAGCCCACUUGUGUUAAAGCCCUGAAGUCGCAGAAUGUACAACUUGUGGCCUGUGGAAGAAACCAUACACUCAUUUGUACUGCUCAGGGGCAUGUGUACGCCACGGGCGGCAACAGUGAGGGCCAACUGGGCCUUGGUGACUGCGAUGAGAGGACGUCUUUUCAGAAGCUGGAGUUCUUUGAUUCCCGCGGGCCAAUCAGAAUGCUCGCUGCUGGUUCAAACACAUCAGCCGCCCUCACUGAGAGCGGUGAGCUUUUCAUGUGGGGAGACAACUCAGAGGGUCAAGUCGGUUUGGGGAAGGAAAGCCAUGCCUGCUCGCCACAAGAGGUCAGCGCUGGACAGCCUAUCGCAUGGGUGUCCUGUGGUUACUACCACUCAGCCUAUGUGACAGAGGACGGAGCCCUGUACACAUUUGGAGAACGUGACAGUGGUAAACUUGGGCUAGGAACAGACCAGUUGGCUCGUCAUCGAGUCCCUCAGCUGGUGAAGAGCAUGCCCGAGCCGGUCACUCAGGUGGCAUGCGGUGGCGGACACACUGUGGCUGUAACAGAGAAUGGCGUUUAUGCCUUUGGCUUGGGCCAAUUUGGUCAGUUGGGCCUCGGGACAUUCAUAUUUGAGUCACGGCUGCCACGCCUGAUAGAGCACUUCAAAAAAGAUCGAGUGCGGCAGGUAGCAUGUGGCGAGAACCACUCAGCCGUCAUUACAGACAGCGGACUGCUUUACACCUUUGGUGAUGGCCGACAUGGAAAGCUGGGUCUGAGUGAAGAAAACUUCACAAACCAAUUCAAGCCAACUCUGUGUCCACGAUUCAUCAAGUGUCAGGUCCAGGAAGUAUUUUGCGGGGGUUGUCACAUGGUUGUGCUGGCGCUGCCAAGGAGUGCCAAAUCCGGUGUUGCGUUGCUGGAAGAUUGCGACGUGACUGAAGAUUACCUGGAGAAGCCGUACGUGGAGCUGCUAGGAGAUGUUGGAGACACCUCCAAUCCGGCCCGAGUUCGCCGCAGAGAGAGGGAAAAGUCACCGGAAGUGUUUGGCGACGUUUCCUGUACAUUACAAACAACGACGUCUGGGUACCUCCAGCCAUCUACUCCUGUCUCCAGCCACAACACCCUACCCAGCCUUUCUUCAUCAGAACUGACCCACAGAAAGGUGCUUCAUAGCGCUCAUCGACAUGGCAACAAUGAGGCGUCUACAGACCAGGCUGACGACGUUGUGGAGAGCCUAAGUGACACUGACAGCGUGAAAGGGUUGGGAGAAACCACAGAUUUGCUCAAUAUGACACAUGUAAUGAAGAUGGACCCUAAUGAUAAAACGCUCAUGCUUUCUCCAGUUCACAAGAAGAAGGGUAAAAAUGGUAAGGCCUUAACAAAUCAAAAAGAGAAACCGCUAAAAGACAGAAAGCUCUCGGAGCGGUCGGGUUGCCCUCCGACAUCACCGUCGCGUAACUGUGACGCUGCGGCCGCUCGCAAAGCCACCGGCGCUCAUGAUCAAAAGAUGACCAAACAGAACAAGGAAAAUCAUAUUACUGCUCCUAAGGACAAUGACAAGCGUCCAGAAGACCCCAAGAAGACAACGCUUCAGCCAUCGCCAUCCAGGAGUAAGCAACGGAACGCAAACAAGAAACUGCAAGCAGAACAUAAAACAGCUUCAAAACAGUGCAAAGGAAAACCAACUGGAGUAACAAGACAACCGUCUGACUUUAGUUUAAGUGAUGCAUGUGACUUAAACACACAACAGCGUGCUGCUGGUAAAACAAAGUCCAAGAAAAUCAGCUCUAAAGAUCACAAAACAUCAAAAAAUGAGAAGAACAAAAAGGAGGCCGAAUCUAAAAACGAAGAAGCACCGUCGUCGCACCUGCUUGCUGGAGCUGCUUCGAUACUCCAGGAGGUGGCGGCGUUCAGCAUGCCUUCACUGUCUGAGAGCAGCCAUCACAGCACUACAGCUGAUAGCAAUCCAUCCGCAAUGAGCAUGAGCAGCAGUCCUUCAACCGAGAGAGGAAAAAAGAAAGUUAAGGAUGAGGAGGAGGAUGUCCGAGAUGACCAGACAAUCGCUGAUACAGAGGAGGAAGAGGAAGACCAGGUUAGGAAGGUAACAAGUGCAAGUGAGGAAGAGGAGGAAACUCAGACGUCGGAGAAAGUCACUGAAGAAGACGACAGUGAUACACUUAAGCCAGAAGACAAGUCUGCAACUGAUGAGGGGGAAGAAGAUGAAAGUGAGGAGGAGGAGGAGGAGAAAACUGUUCAAAGGGAAAGUGAGGAUGAAGAGAAAGAGAGCAAAGAGGAGAGUUUUGAAGAAGAAACGGCAAAAAGGGAGGAGGAAUCAAGUAUGGAAUCGGAAGGGGAAGAAGAUGAGGAAGAACUGGAGGAGGAUGGAAGUGAAGAAGAGGGUGAAGAAGAGGAUUCAAAGGGAAGUGGAGAAGAGGAAGAAGAAGAGGGGGAAAGUAGUGAUGAAGCAGAAAGUGAAGAGGAAACAGAAGAAGGUGAGGAUGAAGAGGCUGAAGAGGAAGAGGAGGAGAAUGAGGAGGAAGAGGAGGAAAAUGAAGAAAGUGGAGGAGAAGAAGAGAGUGAAGAGGUAGAAAGUGAAGAAGAGGAGGAGGAAGAGGUAGAAAGUGAAGAAGAGGGAGAUGAGGAGGAGGAAGAGGUAGAAAGUGAAGAAGAGGGAGAUGAGGAGGAGGAAGAGGAGAGUGAAGAAGAGGAGAAAGACAGUGAAGAUGAAGAAGAGGAGGACGAGGAGGAGGAACAGGAAGAUGAUUUCACCCAAACUGACAGCGAAAGUGAAGAAGAUGAAGACGACUCGGAUGAGGACGACUAUGAUAAAGAGGAUGACACAAAAGUGGUGUCUGUGCAAAAAUUGGAAGAAACUCAGCAGGUUGUCGGCCCGCCGUUGGAAGAAUGUGCUUUUGGUGAGGAGCCACGUAAAGAAACGCCGGCGCUUGUAAACGACGAGGCCAGAGUGUCUGCUGAAGAAAAGGCACUUGGUGGCAACCAACCAGCCAUUGGGAAGACAGACAUUGCCACACUGAGCCAAUCAGGUUCCAGCAAAAGCAAGGUGCAGAUAUAA